Molecule: messenger RNA, 1719 nt
Organism: Sorex araneus (European shrew)
Lineage: Eukaryota; Metazoa; Chordata; Mammalia; Eulipotyphla; Soricidae
Gene: SLC25A29
Product: solute carrier family 25 member 29
Exons: 4
Coding region: 264-1166 (300 amino acids)
Biological process (GO): mitochondrial L-ornithine transmembrane transport
Cellular component (GO): mitochondrion
Molecular function (GO): high-affinity L-arginine transmembrane transporter activity
Source: RefSeq, a predicted model, not a curated record
GCGGCGAGGGCACCGCGAGCCGGGCAGCGAGGGCAGCGCGCCGGGCCGGGAGGUCGCGCAGAGCUGCCGCCGCCGCCGCCGCCGCCGCCGCCGCCGCCGCCGCCGCCAGACUCCGACCUGCCUGGGGGCGCUCCGCGGCGGGAGGUGGCGACCCGGCCAGGUGCGGACGCAGCCCGCCGGGUGGGGAGUCCCCGACGGUGACCAGUCCAGCGAGGGGCCGGAGAAGGACGCGGAGGAAGGGCAGCCUCUCGGGGUACCUGGCCAUGGCGCUCGACUUCCUAGCUGGAUGCGCCGGGGGUGUGGCCGGCGUGCUGGUGGGUCACCCGUUUGACACGGUCAAGGUGCGGCUGCAGGUGCAGAACGCCGAGAAGCCCCAGUACCGGGGCACGCUGCACUGCUUCCAGACCAUCGUCCGGCAGGAGAGCGUGCUGGGCCUGUACAAGGGCCUGGGCUCGCCGCUCAUGGGGCUCACCUUCAUCAACGCGCUGGUGUUCGGCGUCCACGGCAACACCCUGCGCGCCCUGGGCCGCGACUCGCCGCUCAACCAGUUCCUGGCGGGCGCGGCGGCGGGCGCCAUCCAGUGCGUCAUCUGCUGCCCCAUGGAGCUGGCCAAGACGCGGCUGCAGCUGCAGGACGCGGGCCCGGCGCGGCCCUACCGCGGCUCGCUGCACUGCCUGGCGCACAUCUACCGGCAGGAGGGCGUGCGCGGCGUGCACCGCGGCAUGCUGGCCACGCUGCUGCGCGAGACCCCCAGCUUCGGCGUCUACUUCCUGUCCUACGACGUGCUCACGCGCGCCCUGGGCUGCGCGCCCGGCGACCGGCUGCUGGUGGCCAAGCUGCUGCUGGCGGGCGGCACGUCGGGCAUCCUGUCCUGGCUGUCCACCUACCCGCUGGACGUGAUCAAGUCGCGGCUGCAGGCCGACGGGCUGCGGGGCUCCCCGCGCUACCGCGGCCUGCUGGACUGCGCGCGCCAGAGCUACCAGGCCGAGGGCUGGCGCGUCUUCACCCGCGGCCUCACGUCCACGCUGCUGCGCGCCUUCCCGGUCAACGCGGCCACCUUCGCCACCGUCACCGUGGUGCUGUCCUACGCGCGCGGCCCCGAGGCGCGGCCCGACGGCGACGCGGCCGCCCCGGCGCCCGCCCUGACGCAGAGGUCCAGCCUGUGAGCGCGUGGGUGUGGGGCCGGCCGCAGCCCCUUGGCGCCUCCCACGGCCCCGCGGGCAGCCCUGGCCAGUGGCUGGGCCCGCAGAGGCCGGCUGUCCCUGCCCGCCUGGCACCUGCCAUCCCCAGACCCCCGGGCGCGCCAGCCCCGCCGCUGGGGUCUCGGAGGGCUCCGGGCCGGCACUCCUCUGCCACCGGUUCCAGGCUGCGGCCGACGGGAGCGGCCUUGGGGGCCUGUCCACGACACUGCGGGGCAGAGGCGGCCUUUGUGCAGGGACCUGCAAACACUCCAAGAAGUCACAUGCUUGGGCAGUGGUGCGGGGAUGGUAGGAGACCCCCCUCCCCCACAGUGAACACUCCGGGCCGCAGGGAAACUCCCUCUGGGCCUCAGGCUGCCUGUCUGUAAAAUGGGGCCUGUGGCUCUGGCCUCCCCAGCAGAUGGUGGGCGCGAGGCCACCCAGGCCUGUGGCACUGAGGUGGCUCGUACUGUCCAGACUGGCGCUGAUCCCCCUGUCCGGCCAAAACUGCCCAGGGAAUAAAGUCUUAUUUUGUAACGAG